This is a messenger RNA of Ambispora gerdemannii, 543 nucleotides long. The record is from the annotation of a GenBank genome assembly. Lineage: Eukaryota; Fungi; Glomeromycota; Glomeromycetes; Archaeosporales; Ambisporaceae.
AUGUCUGCUGCAAAAAUUGCACGCAUCCUUGAACGAUCAGCUACUACUUCAUAUGGAAAGGUCCGUGUUUGGUGUCAUAAAGAUGAGCUUUAUGAUCUUAAUUGUGUUAAAAGUGGACGCAAGUCUAUUAUGGUCUGGGGAUGCAUAAAUGGAUACAAUUUAAACCACUUAGUUCGCGUUCCAUCAUGUAUGAAUGGAGAGAAAUACGGAAAUCUUGUUCUAGAUGUAAUUUACCCAAAGGUUAUGGUUGCUGAAGAGGCAAUAUUCCAAGAGGAUAAUGCACCAAUUCAUAAGAGCAAACCUGUAAAGAAGUUUAAGGAUAAUCUUGGAAUCGUGACAGUAGAAUGGCCAUCACAAUCACCAGACCUUGAAAAUCCAAAUACUGGCGUGGUAUUUGACUCCUCUGGAGUCCUCACUAAAGGUGGAUGUUGGAAGAAUUUCGGAUCUAUUGCGAUUAAUUUUGCAAUAAGUCGAUAUAGUACUCGGAUUGACAAAUUACGCAUGCCGUACAUUAUUCAGUUACGACACAACUUCACUUCGUGA